This is a messenger RNA of Microtus ochrogaster (prairie vole), 3845 nucleotides long. RefSeq names its product thymopoietin (gene Tmpo). The record is from RefSeq and is a predicted model, not a curated record. NCBI's taxonomy places the organism in Eukaryota, Metazoa, Chordata, Mammalia, Rodentia, Cricetidae. Gene Ontology annotation, molecular function: DNA binding.
UGUGUGUGUGGGCUAGGCUCGCCGCGGGCUCCCGGCUCCGCCGCUCUCUCUCUCGGUCGUGCGCCCCGGGCUUUUGUGGUGGAGCCGUCCCCAGCUUUGUGUCCCGACUUCCGCGCGGCCCCGCGGCGCCGCUCCCGGCACCGGAUCCCUCCUCCCCCGCCCCGGACAGCAGCAGCGAGCGAGAGCGAGGAGAGCGAGCGAGCGAGCGCGCCGGCGUGAGCGACGACCGAGGGGCCGCGGAGAGGGGGGGACCGAGCCGCCGUAGCCGAAGAUGCCGGAGUUCCUGGAGGACCCCUCGGUCCUGACCAAAGACAAGUUGAAGAGCGAGUUGGUGGCCAACAACGUGACGCUCCCGGCCGGCGAGCAGCGCAAGGACGUGUACGUGCAGCUCUACCUGCAACACCUCACGGCGCGCAACCGGCCGCCGCUCGGCGCGGGCGCCAACAGCAAGGGGCCCCCCGACUUCUCCAGCGACGAGGAGCGCGAGCCCACCCCGGUGCUCGGCUCCGGGACGGUCGCGGGUCGCGGCCGCGCCGCCGUCGGCAGGAAAGCCACAAAAAAAACUGAUAAGCCCAGACUUGAAGAUAAAGAUGACCUCGAUGUGACUGAGCUCUCUAAUGAAGACCUUCUGGAUCAACUUGUGAGAUAUGGGGUAAAUCCUGGUCCCAUUGUGGGGACAACCAGGAAGCUGUAUGAGAAAAAGCUGUUGAAACUGAGGGAGCAGGGGGCAGAAUCGCGAUCUUCCACCCCUCUACCGACAGUCUCUUCUUCAGCAGAAAAUUCAAGACAGAACGGAAGUAACGACUCUGACAGAUACAGCGACAAUGAGGAAGGAAAGAAGAAAGAACACAAGAAAGCGAAGUCCACUAGGGAUUUUGUUCCUUUUUCUGAACUUGCAUCCGCUCCCUCUGGUGGAUUUUUUCAGGGUAUUUCUUUUCCUGAAAUCUCCACCCGUCCUCCUCUGGGCAGGACUGAACUGCAGGCAGCUAAGAAAGUGCACUCUGCUAAGGGUGCUGAGCCAGCCUUGCUGGGGCAGGGGCAGACAUCCAUUCCUUCAGAAUCUAGCUAUGAUAGAUGCGUAGAGAAAAGUUCUCCGUCAUCUUUUCAGCGUGAACUCUCUGCCAGGUUGGCCUCUGUGGCCGCUUCUCCUUCACUGAUCAGAGAGACCACUACUAGCUACUGUAAAGACACAGUAGAAAGCAUUCACCGUGGAGGGAGGCGUAGAGCCCAGCCGGCGUGCACUGCGGGGUCUGAGGCUUCGGAGCAGUCAGUUCUCUCUAGUGAAAGGGAAGUGCUGCAAGAGUCAGAGAGAUCCCAAGUCAUUUCUCCACCGCUUGCCCGUGCAAUCAGAGACUAUGUCAAUUCUCUGCUAGUCCAGGGUGGGGCCGGCAGUUUGCCUGGGGCUUCUAGUUCUGCCCCCAUACUGGAUAUAGAAAGCAUAUGUAAGAGACUCAGCCAGUCUGGCCGUGAAGAGUCUGGAUCCCUGUCUCCUCCCCACAAAGUCCCUAAACUCAGUGAGACGCCUGUAAAAGAAGGGAAUUCAGGGUCACGUGUGGCAUCUCAGGACAAACCUGAAUCUGAACAUAUGUCUGCUUUUGCCAAAAGUGUUGUCUCUCGUUCCCUUACUACCUUAGGAAUAGAAACGUCUAAAGCACAUGAUAAAAUAGAUGCCUCAGACCCGUCUUUUCCUCUGCAUGAGUCUAUUUUGAAAGUAAUCGAAGAGGAGUGGCAGCAAAUUGAUAGGCAGCUGCCGUCAUUGGCAUGCAGAUAUCCAGUUUCUCCCAGCGAGGCAACACAGAUACUGUCCGUCCCAGCAGUAGAUGAUGAAAUCGUGGGGCUCGUUUCAGAAACCACCCCAGGAGCAGCAAGUCAGGCGUCCUCCGUUGAGUCUUGUGAUAAACAUGUGGACUUGGCUCUCUGCAGAUCCUACGAGGCUGCAGCAUCCACAGUGCAGAUUGCCACCCACACUGCCUUUGUAGCUAAGUCUCUGCAAGCCGACCUGAGCCAGGCAGCGCAGCUUAUUAGUUCAGACCCGAAUCAUCCACACCGAGCACUUGAGAUUCUGAGCAGAGCCUACGAUGCAGCUUCAUAUCUCUGUGAUGCUGCAUUUGAUGGAGUGAGGGCAUCUGCCCAUGCCAUGGGGUCUUCUACUGUGGGCCGGCGGCAUCUGUGGUUGAAGGACUGUAAGAUUAACCCAGCUUCUAAGAAUAAGUUGACUGCUGCCCCCUUUAAAGGUGGGACAUUAUUCAGAGGGGAAGUACACAAAGUUAUUAAAAAGCGUGGAAAGAAACAGUAAUAAAGAACAGAGACACAAGUUUUGACUUGUAGAAUUUAUGAGCUUCUAGGAAUUUUCUUUUGAGGCCUUUUAGUCGCAACAGAGCUGAUUUCAGGUGUUAAGCUCCCACUCAUCAAAGCAUAGUCUGAUCGCACAUCUAGAAGCCUAAUAGAGUUUAUCUAACACUUUCACACACGUCUUACACUGUUUCUUCCUGGUUAGUUUAUAACUGUGGGUUUAAAAAAGAGUUCCAGCAGCCAAAAUAUCAGUAGAAUCCUCAGUUUUUGUUGUUGUUGUUUUAUUUUGUUUUGUUUUUGACUGCUCUUUGUAGCCCUGGAUGUCCUGGAACUCACAGAGAUCCCUGCCUUUGCAUCCUGAGUGCUAGGGUUAAAGGCGUGUGCCACCACUGCCCGGCAGCCUCACUUUUUUCCCUCCUUUUUAGCAGUAUCAUUCACAUGCCCUUAAGCCUAGAUCAGAGUUAAACAUUGUUAAUCACUUGAAAUACUAUUCUUUUUUUUCUUCUCAAAGGAAUUUAUUUUGCACACUCUAGUGUGCAGGAAUGCCGAGUCUCACAGCAGUGAUAGGCUCGCGCCCCGUGAUUUCGGUCUGCUCUGCUCUUUGCUGCUUGUUUUCAUCACACACAUCUCUUGCCGGCCACCUCUGUAGCGGAACUCUUCAUCACUCUUGGCUAACUAGAUACAUGUUCUAAAAUUUGUCUGCAUUCUUGUUCGCACUUUUGUCUACGGCACACUUCAUGAUAAUGCUAGAUCAUUGUAACUCUUUGAGUGCCAGUGCACAGACUGGCUAAUUCAGACACUGCAAGAAAGGAAGGGAAAGGGCAGCGUCUUGGUGGUCCAGAGGCACGUGCUGAGUGCAUAUGGCCCCGAGUUCAGUCCACCACCCAAAAACAUGUGAUGAGAGUUUAAAUCUAGAGAUACUUUGUAGGAGAACGAUACGAGAUAUGUGUACACACAUGCUCACGGGUGUGCUUAUUUUUUUAGUAAGCUAAUUUUAAAAGCAAUAUCUAGUUGUGCAUUCAGAUAGAGGAGGUAGCUGGCGGUUCAUAGGUCACACAAGCACGAGGACGACACUUUGAGGGACGCACUAUGGGUGGUGGGAAGAAGAUAGUCUGUUCACUUAGCAUGACUUGUAGAUGAGUAAGACACUACAAAGACAGGGCUCUUUUACUUACAUGUACUUAAAAGGGGUGUGUUGUAUGUCCUGGGUAGUUAAAUUUCAGAUCUGAAUGCCAAAAUUAGCAAAUUUAAAUUAUUUUCUAAAAACCUAUACUCGGAUGUCUAUGUCUGUAUGAAGCAAUGUAUUACCCUGUUUUCAUUUGUAUGGUGGUAAGGUAAGGGAGCUUGACUAGAGAGACAUGGCGAGUAGUCUGAGCGUGUCCAUGUCUACUCCUGUUGUGUUCUUAGGCUCCACAUUCCAUCUGCAGCUGUGGUAUUUGUCUUCUGAAAUGUACAUGUGUACAUGUACCUGUUGAGUACUGUGUGAUUUCUCUAAAGCAAUGUAUUACUGUAGAAUGCUUCUACAAAUUCAAUAAAGUUGUUAAAUUUGAACA